CCAGUUUGAGCCACGCUCUGCUAGACGCCGCACGCUUUCGGUUCCUCUGCUUUCGCAACGCGCACGCGACGAGCACUUUUCCAGAAGCUACAUUUCCAUUUCCCCCUCACAAGAGAAGAAACAAAUCAAAAGCAUUAAAUAAAAGUAAUAAAUAAAAGCAACAACGACCGGCUUUGUGAAGGAUAUCCUUUUAUAUAUGUAUAUUCCUAUUGCCUCAAUCGUGUCAUAAACAAGUGAAAAGCAGAAAAGAGAAAAAGGAAUAAAAAAAAAAAACAAAUUGGGCAAACGAAUUUUGUGUGCAUUUUUCAAAACAAUAAGACGAAAUCUGUGCGUGCUAUUAUACACACCCAAAAGAGUGUCCUGCAGGAUUCGCCAUUGUGUUUGGAUUCGGAUUCGUUCUGGUCGUGUACAUGCUCGCUAUACACUGUACUACACUCGGAUUAUUCCCAUUUGCCAUAUUUUGCCAAUAGAGAAACAAAAUUCAAUUGGAGUUCUCUAAAGUAAACCAACUUACAAAUUCAGUCCACACACAAGACUCACCACUCAAAGAUGGGCGAACUCGAGGAGAAGGAAACGCCACAGACUGAAGCGACACAGGCGACACAGGAGUCGUUAGAGGAACCAAAGGAGACGGACAAAAUGCUGGACAGCAAGAAGAAUGAAUCGAAAGAGAAGACACCAAGUCCACAAUCAUCCAAACCGGCCACGCCCAAUCCAGGCAAGAAGUCGCCAGUUCCACAAGAUAAAACCGAGAAAUCAGGCGAGGAAAUCAUUGACAUUCCCGCCGAGAAUGGUGGCAAACCGAAUGGAGCCGCUGGCGAUGGUGAUGAGAAGAAGAUCAGCAAGGAGGAGCGCGAGGUGAAGCCCAAGAAGAUACCCAUUGGUGGCCUAAAGCUGCCCGGUUUCUUCAUGAAGAACAAACCCAAGGCAGAGGGCGACGAUGCCGAGGGAGAACUGCUCGAGAAGGACAAGGAGCAGGAGGAGAAGGAGAAGGAGCCCAAUGGUGAUGCGGCUGCCAAGGAGGAGCAGAAACCACGUGCUGGUCUUGGCCAGCGGCUGCGUAGUUUCUUUGUGCGCAAACCCGCCGCGGACAAGGAUCAGCAGAAGAAGCAGCUGACCAAUGGCGAUGCGGAUGCCAAGUCAGAAGCCACAGCUGAAGCAGCGGCUGGUGAGGAUGCAGAUGCUCCACCGAAGCGUGGUCUGCUCAAUGCCAUCAAGUUGCCCAUUGCCAACAUGAUGCCCAAGAAGAAAUCCGGCGAUGAUGUCGAACUGGGUCUGGGCAAAGCCGGUCUGGCGUCCAUGGAAACUCUGGACGAUUCACUCAAGGAUCAGGACACUGUGGAUCGUGCUCCAGUCAAGAGCAAUGGCGCCGAUGAGCUCAAGAGCGAUCUCAAGGAUGAGAAACUGGCCGCGGAGCAGAAGCUCGCUGCCGAGGAGGAGGAACGUGAUCGUCCCGAGUCUAUGUGGAGUCGCCUGCGUGGCUACAAGUGCAGCGUGGAUGAUGCCCUGAUUGUGUUUGGCAUACUCCUAUUUAUGCUGCUCCUGGCCGUCAUUGGCUAUGUGCUCACCCACGAGACGCUAACGUCGCCACCGUUGCGCGAGGGACGCUACAUCUCCGCCGUAACGGGAUGUGGCAUGGUCGAGGGUGUCAAGGAGGAUGGCGCAUUCGCCUUCCGUGGCAUUCCCUAUGCCAAGCCGCCAGUCGACGAUCUGCGCUGGCAGCCGGCUCAGUUGAUUGGCAAGCUCGAGGAGUGCUGGAAUGGAACUCUGCAGACGCACAACCAGAGCACCGUGUGCACUCAACGACUGGGCAAUGGCACCACAGUUGGUGACGAGGACUGCCUGUACUUGGAUGUGGUCACGCCACAUGUACGCUAUACCAAUCCCCUGCCCGUGGUGGUGCUCAUCGGUGCCGAGUCCCUGGCUGGUCCCUCGCCUGGCAUAUUGCGUCCGUCGGCUCGUUAUUCACGCUCCCAUGAUGUGAUCUUUGUGCGUCCGAAUUUCCGCUUGGGCGUCUUUGGUUUCCUCGCCCUGGAUGCACUCACCAAGGAGUCGCAUCCUCAUACCUCGGGCAACUAUGCGCUGACCGAUAUCAUUGCCGUGCUCAAGUGGAUUCAGUUGAAUAUUAAGAACUUUGGUGGCAAUCCCAAGUCGGUGACCUUGUUGGGUCAUCGGGCAGGUGCAACGCUCGUCUCGGCGCUGGUCAGCUCCGAGAAGAUGAAGAAUCUCUACACACGCGCCUGGUCCUCGUCCGCAUCGGCCAUUUAUCCCGGCAAGCCGUUGCAGGAAUCGGAGCGUUUGAAUCAACAGUUGAUGGUCACCUUGGACUGUCAGGAUGCAAAUUGUCUGCGUGAGGCGUCUAGCGAGAAAUUGUGGGCUGCCACGCCAGACACUUGGUUCAACUUCCCGGUGGAUCUGCCACAGGCACAGGAGAACAGCAAUGCCAAUCGUCACGAGUGGUUGGUGCUCGAUGGCGACAUACUCUACCAGCAUCCCUCCGAGUCCUGGAAACAGGUGCCCGCGGUGGACAUUACACAUCCGUUGCUUGUCAUGGGCGCCACAGCCCACGAGGGUCACACGCUGAAGCUGCGGGAAUUGCACGCUAAUUGGACAGCGGAGGAUGUGCGCGCCUAUCUGCAGGCAUCGCAACUGGGCGCCCUGGGAUUAACCGAUGAGAUUAUCCAGCGUUACAAUGCCACCAACUAUGCUGCCCUUGUGGCCAUCAUCACGGACAUUCGCACCGUUUGUCCACUGCUCACGAAUGCCCGUCUGCAGCCGAGUGUGCCCUUCUAUGUGGUCACCCAGGGCGAGGGUGAGGAUCAGCUGGCCAACGUCGAUGCCGAUGUCCAGGCCAUCCUGGGACGCUAUGAGCCACACACCGUCGAGCAGCGACGCUUUGUGUCGGCGAUGCAGCAGCUCUUCUAUUAUUAUGUAUCGCAUGGAACGGUGCAAUCAUUUGAUUCGCGUCGUCGUGUCAUCAUUGUGGGACAGGAUGCAGUUGGUCAGGAGGAUCAUGAGCAUUGCAAUUACUGGAUCAGCAAGGAUAUUGUGCCGCGUUAUGCGCGCAUCGAUUAAGCGACCAAGUGCCCACUUUCCCCCCUACUCCUUCCACUCUCUUCUCAAUCUAUCUUUCAAUAUGACAAAGUUCGGCGAUUUGUUGAAUUUGCUAUACAAAAUUCCCUCUCUCUUUCCGUUCCUCCCUUUUCCAUCUCUCUCUAUUGACUCUUUUCUUUCAAUUUGAGUUAGUUUAGCCUAAGUGAAUCUAGUGUUUAUAUACGGAAUACAUAAAUGUACAUUUAGUUCUCGACAAUUAUUUAAGUUCGUAAGUUCUUUAAGUCUAACGCUAACUCAACAGCAGCAUAUUCAUCUAAACAUACAUACAUGUCUCUACUAAACAUAAACAUAAAAAUAAUAAUAUGUCUAUGAUAAUGUAUUCUCUAAACUUAAUACACACACAUACACAAGAAAACUGCAAAACACACAAAUAAAACACGAGAUAAUAUAUUUAAAAAUAUAUAUACUUGAAAAGUAUAGAUACAAUUUAACGUCUUUCAACUAAACACAACAUACCACACACUCUCUAUAACUCUUUAUACUAUAACUAGAUAUAUAUAUAUAUAUAUACAAGAUAUAGCUGAACGUUAAGAAAUCAAAAACCUAUGACCAACGAUCUUUUUUGAUACAUUGAUAUUUUUGACCAUUUUUACAUAUUUAGAAAUGGGGGCUAAUAGACAAGACUCGAAUCAAACAAUUUAUAAAAAGAAAAAGAGAAAACAAUUAGUUUUAGACAAAUGUAAGAACGCAUCAAAAACAAUGGAUUUAUAUAAACAAAUUAAAUGUGUGUUUAACAAUUGAGACUGUCCUGGGGGCGAUGAAACUUUGAAUUUAUUUAGUUUCGUACAUUUUUUUCGAAUCCAGCCCAUAAAUGAAAUAAACAUUUUCUAUAGCUUUAUAUGUAUGUAUAAUUAAUCAAACAUUUAUCUAACUCAUGAAAUCACAUAAUAAUCUUCAUUAAUUUUCUUUGUUUUUUUUUUUUUUGUCGAAAAUAUACUCAAAAUACUAUAUGUAUAUGUACAUGUAUGUAAUUAACCAAAAUGUUUUAGAUAUUGGAACAGAAAAUCGAAAUACAGAAAAAUCAAAAAGAAAACAUUAUUCAAAAAACAUAUAUAGCCUUUAGCAUUAUGGUCAUGAUUUGUGUGUAAAGUGAUAAAAAUAACAAAAUAAAGAUAUGAAUAUAUAUAAAAAGUUUGUGCGUGAAACAAGCAUGAGAAUGUUUAAAUAAUAAUACUAAAAUAAAAUGCCACAAGGAAACAUAUAACUCAA
This is a messenger RNA of Drosophila innubila, 4323 nucleotides long. It is a transcript of the gene Nrt, whose product is annotated as neurotactin. The coding region runs from base 550 to 3075 and encodes 841 amino acids. NCBI's taxonomy places the organism in Eukaryota, Metazoa, Arthropoda, Insecta, Diptera, Drosophilidae. The transcript has 3 exons. The record is from RefSeq and is a predicted model, not a curated record.